AUGCCAAACACUGGAGCUGCCUUCCCUUGCCAUUCUCCAAGGAGUCUACUUGAAAGUCACGACGGAGACUCUCUGCUCUCAUUAAUUGGAUCAUCUAUCCAAUCUUCCGAAAGGUCACCUCGAAAGGUAUCCUUCAUUUCUCCUUCAUCGUCUUCUCGCAUGAGCCAUAGCUGCCAAAGUCUCUUGGAGCUUCUUACCGCCGCCGUGGAUUUAACUCAAGAAGACCUUUAUGAUAUCGAUGAUACCUUUCAGCUUUCGCAUGAACCCCUUCCUUCCCGUGGACCACAGCAGUAA
Molecule: messenger RNA, 294 nt
Organism: Cylindrotheca closterium
Lineage: Eukaryota; Bacillariophyta; Bacillariophyceae; Bacillariales; Bacillariaceae
Source: the annotation of a GenBank genome assembly